AUGGCUUCAAAUGCUGUGUCCGUAGAAAAACUGAAGGGACGAGAAAAUUUUGAUGUUUGGAAGAUUGCGGCCAAAUCAUAUUUGGUAAUCAGAGGAUUAUGGGAUUGCUUUGAGAAUGAACUGGACGCUGCAGCUACGCCUGUUCAAAUAGCAACUGAUCUGAAAGCGAAGUCUGAGCUUAUUUUGUUGCUUGAAACCCAAAACUAUUCGUACAUAGCGGAUGCUUUAUCAGCUAAAAGUGCAUGGGAUAGCCUCACAAAUGCGUUUGAAGAUACUGGUCUUAGUAGGAAGGUAGAUUUGCUGAAACAACUUGUUGAAUUGAAGUUGAACGAGUGUGAUUCCAUGGAAGACUACGUGAACAAGAUGGUUAUGACGUCAUUAAAGGUGAAAAAGGCUGGACUAAAAAUUGAUGACGAAGUUGUUGCGUCGUUGAUGUUGGCAGGGUUGCCUGCAGAUUAUAAACCCUUGGUUAUGGCUGUUGAAAACUCUACAAAAAUACUAACUUGUGAUGCUGUCAAGACUCUAUUAUUGCAAGAAGUUAAAUACAAUCCGAAAUCAACUGACAGCGCCAUGUUUUGUGAAACCAAAGUAUAA
This is a messenger RNA of Eupeodes corollae, 594 nucleotides long. RefSeq lists its product as uncharacterized. Bases 1 to 594 code for a protein of 197 amino acids. The transcript has a single exon. Lineage: Eukaryota; Metazoa; Arthropoda; Insecta; Diptera; Syrphidae. The record is from RefSeq and is a predicted model, not a curated record.